CCGUGACCCCAGAGGUAAAUACUGUGAUACAAAAUACCGGUUUGACAGUCUUUACCUGUCAAGUAUACCUGGAAAUUUAUUUUUCGAAGAACACUUGUUUGAAAGUAACAGAGACUUAAUCUAACAGAUUGAGUUGGCAGAGAAUAUGAAGAUUCCGCCGGAUUUUGAGCCGGAGACUUUUCUGAAGAAAACAUCGGAGUUUCCUCAACCUAAAAGACCCCGGACAAGAAAAUCUGACCUUUAUUCUGGACCCUCUCGAUUUCGAAAUGUUGAUGAUCACGUUCAAAAAGUGGCAGCUGUCAAUCACCGAUCUUUCCGUGGCUUGUUGUGGCAUCUUCUCUACUGUGACAAAAACAUCAAGUCUGACUUGGAAAAAAUCAGGGCCAUUUACCGAUGGGCAACCUUGAAUGGAGGCGUAAAGCAGUGCUUUGAAAAUAAUCCAGGUGCAAACACUGCUGAAGAAUACAUUAAUAAGUUCCAGGCAGGGAAAACCACACAUUCCCAAAUUUUACAGUUGUUAUGCACCUUUGCGGGAUUCCAUUGUAAGAUAGUGACGGGUUAUGCCAAGGGAAGGUCCUUUCGCCCUGGAGAUUCCUGCUCUGAGGAGAAGUUUAGACAUUGCUGGAACGCUGUACAUUUUGAAGGAAACUGGUUUUUUCUGGAUGCUAAAUGGGGUGCUCUGAAUGGAAAUAAUAAUUCGUCAGAUUGCAGUGAGUUCUACUUUCUGACAGACCCAGAGCAGCUGCAGUUUAGUCACUGGUCCGAUGAACCAAGAUGGCAGUUGGUUGACAGGCCGAUCGCCAUCAAUGAAUUCGAAAACUAUCCAUUUGUCAAACCACACUUUUUCAAGGUGGGACUUAAUUUCAUUUCGAACGUGAAGUGUUUGAUAGAAACGAAGCGAGGCCAAGUGAAAUGGGAUAUAGGGGUGACACAUCCUGCCAAAUUCAGCUAUCGUUUGGUCUGCUCUGACACCGGAAGUGACAUGAUUGAUGGUGUGUUGUUAAAAAAUUUUAUAUUUCACGAAAUACAAAAUGGCAGAGCAACGUUUGUGCUGCGCACACCUGCUCCCGGAGAAUACUAUUUAAAAAUAUUUGCCAAAAGCUUACAAGAGAGAAAUAGUCAUUCUGGCGAUACCCGGAUGUUGGAGGUGCUAGAAUAUAAGGUCCAAAUCAGCAGCCCUUGUAUUGAGGAUGACCCGUUACCCAACUGCUGGGACACCACCUGGGGCCCGGGUCAAAGGACUGACAAGUUCUGUCUAUACCCAUUACAGAAACGAGGCCAGAUAACCACGGACGAGAAGACGGUCGACAUUGAAAUUAACAAAACCAGACCGGUCAACAUUUUAUGUCGUUUGUGCCGUAACGGAUGGAAGGAAUCCAAAUUACAGAAGUGCAUUGAAAUAGAGGAUAAUGACACAAAAGCCUAUUUGACGGUGUCUUUGCCUUAUGCUGGAGAGUAUGGGUUGGAAAUUUAUGGUUGCUUUCCAAACAGGAAGAAAUCUGGAUACCACCAUGUAUGUCAGUAUCUUAUCAACUGUUCUUGGAGGGACGAAAAUUUCACACAAGAGGAUUUUGAGCAAUAUCUUGAAACAGCUGAGGCUGAAGAUAUGGCAUUGGAGCACCAACAACCAAAUGUAAUCACAGCAAACUUUUCUGAAAACUUCCAAUUGCCUGAGAUAAAGAUUGACGAAUCUUCUUUGCCAGAACCUUCACCGCGACCGAAUGGAUUCGAACCAAAAACUGCUCACUUUGGUUGGACCGUUGAAUUGGAGGAUCACGUUAAGUCGGUUUGUGAAAAGACUUACAGAAGAUUCGACCAGCUGUUAUGGGAUCUUGUGUUUUCAAGGAAAAUAAAAAGUGAUGCAAUUAAAGCAAGAAUUCUGUUUCAAUGGUUGGCGACGAUGAAACCCCAGAAUUUGACCUUUGACUCGGUGGAUAUUGGGACUCCAGAGGAAACGCUGCGUGGCCUACAAACACAGCGCACAACUUAUGCAAUGGCCUACCACACGCUCUGCAAAUACUGUGGAUUGAUAUCCCGGAUAAUAUUUGGAGUAGCCAAGGGUAUGGACUAUAAACCGGGACACACCUUUAUCCCGGGAUCUAAUCACCACACCUGGAACGCAGUUCUGCUGAAUGGAGUUUGGGAACUGGUGGAUACGAGAUUUGCCAGAAGACCGAUUCUGAGCAGUGUUGGAGGGGGAUCCAACGUGCAAUACGAGUUAGACAAUCAUUUCUUCAUGACAAAUCCUCAAAAGUUUAUAUACACUCAUUUCCCAGACGAAUCAAAAUGGCAGAUGUUAGAUCCACUGGUUACUAUGGAGACAUUUUGCAACAUGCCCGUAAUGACACCACACUUCUUUGCGCUGGGGAUGGAUCUAUUAAGCCAUAAACAGGCAUACGUAAAGAGCUCUGGAAUUUCUACCAUCGAGCUUCAAUACCCAAAGAGAAAAAGACUGCAUCUCACAUUUAGUGUUCACUCUGAUAAUGGCAGCGAAGAUUUUGAAGGAAUCAAAUUAAACAGGUAUGCCAUGUUAGAAGCAAACGAUGGCAAAGUAACUUUCACUCUACGACUACCAAUGAAAGGAAAGUAUUCAUUUUUUGUAUAUGCCAAGGAAGAUAAUCCAAACAAAGCUGACAACAUGUUUGCCCAAGUCUGUGAAUACCAAAUUGAACAGGACGAUGUAUUAUCUCCAGUACCCAGUCCAUAUCCUCCUUGUGCCUACCAAAGCUGGGGUCCUGGCAUUGCUUUUUAUCAAUUCAAUAUGUCCACCGAAACCAGAUCUGCAAUCAUUAAAACUAUGAAUGGUGUAGCAAAGUUCGAAAUUGUCUCACCGAAGCCAAUGCAGUUCCGAACACGUCUUGUGCAACAUCAAGAGACCUCAGAAUUUGAGGGAUAUGUUACAUACAAAAUCCAAGGCUUAACGACGAUGUUUACCAUUACGGCUCCAUGUAAAGGUGAAUUUGGUCUAGAAAUAUACGCCAAGGACCCGGAUACAGACAGCAAGAAAAUGAGACAUGUUGCCCAAUAUUUGAUCGUUUGUGACGAGGAGAUAGAAACAGUUCAACUACCAAAGCUGCCCUCAGGGUUCCUAGGUCUGCAGCCGAUGUUAGUUAAAUAUGGCGUCAGCACGAUCACUCAUUCUGAUCCAGUUAUUCACACGGAUACAAAUUUUCUAAAAUUACGCUUCGGAACUUCUCAAAACAUGAGAUUUACAACAAGUCUCUUCGAAACAGAGACCAAAGCUGAAUACUCCGAGUACGUUUUCAUUCAAUCUGAAACAAAUGUUAUCACACUUCUUGUGUGCCUUCCCAAGACUGGAUUCUUUACAUUAUGUGUUCAUGGAAACCUUUUAAGUGAUAAUAGCCAACAGAUUCCAGGGCUUUUCAAUUAUUUGAUUCACUGUAAAGAAGUGAAAGUCAUUGCCUUUCCUUAUCCAAAACAGUACGGAUAUUGGAAGGAGGGUUGUUCCAUGAUAGAACCACUUGUUCUUAAACCAGUUGAACAAGCAAGAGUUGUUCCUUUUAAGGUUCGAAUCCCUAGAGCGACGACAGUUGCAGUUGUCGUUAAUAACGACUGGACACCUCUGAAUCAUAAUGAGAAUGGGGACUGGGAGGGAGAUAUUCACAUCGAACCCUCUGUGCAAGGGGGGACAAAAGCAGUUCUUGUGGCUAGUUUUGGAGACGAUCAGUCCAAGUAUGCAACACUAUUGGAGUACAGUGUAUAGACCUUGUAUCUCAACUUUUAUGCUAAAUAACUACGGAUACUACUUUAUAUGUCAGAUUGUAGAAUAGGCAUAAUGCGUUAUCUUGUUUUCUACUUUUAUACAGCAUGAAUUGACACUGGUCUAUUGUCUUUGUUUUCACUACACUUAAACCUUCAUUGACUGACACUGAAGAAUACAGCCGUAAAGUGUAGGAAUUGUGUUUGGUCAUUUUUAUUUUCACAAAUUAACUUUGAAACAAUUUUUCUCAAGGAUAAAUAUGUAUGUGAGCUCAAAAUACGAUAAAAUAAAAUACUACAACUUAUAA
Messenger RNA from Saccostrea echinata, 4028 nucleotides. RefSeq lists its product as uncharacterized. The record is from RefSeq and is a predicted model, not a curated record. The transcript is spliced from 10 exons. NCBI's taxonomy places the organism in Eukaryota, Metazoa, Mollusca, Bivalvia, Ostreida, Ostreidae. The coding region runs from base 146 to 3724 and encodes 1192 amino acids.